GCACACACGUAAAACGGAGUUUUUUCUUUGUUGGGUCUGUGUCAGUAUAUAUACGAUCUUGAUGAGACGCGACUGAUCCAGCCCACCCAAGCGAGGAAGCAAGGAAAGGAAAUUGAAAAUAUGCAGGGCACUUACAGAUUUUUCUUUUCAUUGGUUUUGGUGGGUUUGAUCAGUACUAGAGGGGCCACGGCGGCGCAGCAUGUUGUCGGCGGGAGCCAAGGCUGGGAUGAAUCCACAGACUUCGCCUCCUGGGCUUCCGGCCAGACAUUCAGAGUCGGCGAUCAACUUGUUUUCAAGUACACGCCGGGGCUGCACAGUGUGGUGGAACUGGGGAGCGAAAGCGCGUACAAGAACUGCGAUGUUAGCAGCGCGCUAAAUUCCUUGAACGGCGGCAACGAUGCGGUGAAGCUAAACAAGGCCGGCGACCGGUACUUCGCUUGCGGAACCGCCGGCCAUUGUGGCAGCGGCAUGAAGUUGAAGAUCACCACAGUAGCCGCCAACGCGCCCUCUACUCCGGCAUCGUCGUCGUCGCCGUCGUCUUCUGGAUCCUCCUCGACGUCGCCAACUUCGGCUGGUCAGGAAUCUCGCUCUCUCGGGUCUCUGCUGGUUUUGAUGGCCGCUUCGCUCGUCAUCUCGCUGGUUCUAGUUUUUUGAACUAUAUUGCCAUGGCCGUGGGAUUGUACUAGUUUCUACAUGCAUUUCAUUAUUUUGUUUCGUUAUUUAAGGGCUUGAUUGCAGACAGGCUUGGAGGGUGGGGAUGCAUAUAUAUAUAUAUAUAUAUAUAGUGGCACGAGAGACAUAAUUAAUAUGAUAAUAAAGAUAGUUCUUUUGCUUUUCA
Diospyros lotus (date-plum) is the source of this 838-nucleotide messenger RNA. Its product is annotated as basic blue protein. Bases 121 to 654 code for a protein of 177 amino acids. The transcript is spliced from 2 exons. Lineage: Eukaryota; Viridiplantae; Streptophyta; Magnoliopsida; Ericales; Ebenaceae. Gene Ontology annotation, cellular component: plasma membrane. Gene Ontology annotation, molecular function: electron transfer activity. The record is from RefSeq and is a predicted model, not a curated record.